Messenger RNA from Ricinus communis (castor bean), 2349 nucleotides. RefSeq names its product putative kinase-like protein TMKL1. Bases 122 to 2185 code for a protein of 687 amino acids. The record is from RefSeq and is a predicted model, not a curated record. Gene Ontology annotation, biological process: protein phosphorylation. NCBI's taxonomy places the organism in Eukaryota, Viridiplantae, Streptophyta, Magnoliopsida, Malpighiales, Euphorbiaceae. The transcript is spliced from 2 exons. Gene Ontology annotation, molecular function: protein kinase activity; protein binding; ATP binding.
AAAAAGAGAAAACCCUUCAUAGAACUACACAAAGACCACAUUGUCAAGUAUCACCUUUCCCUUUCUUUAUUUCUCUCUCUCUCUCUCUCUCUCACUAGCUAGGUAGCUUGUUGCUUCAUUCAUGGCGAUUUCGAAACUUUGCUCUCUUCACACAGUCUGCUUCUUUUUGAUGGCCAUAAUCUUUACCAGUAGUACUGCACUUAGUAAUGAGUCCUUGUCUUCUUCUGCUUCUUCUACUUCAACAGAUGUUGAACUUCUUUUGGGAAAGAUCAAAGCUUCACUUCAAGGUAACACUGAAAACCUUUUACUUUCUUCUUGGAAUUCUUCUGUUCCUUUGUGUCAAUGGAGAGGCCUUAAAUGGGUGUUCUCCAAUGGUUCUCCUCUUUCUUGUAAUGACAUUUCUGCACCAGAAUGGACUAAUCUUUCACUCUAUAAAGACCCAUCUUUGCACUUGCUUUCUCUUCAGCUCCCUUCUGCUAAUCUCACCGGUUCACUUCCUAGAGAGCUUGGUGAGUUCUCUAUGCUUCAAAGUUUGUAUCUUAACAUUAACUCAAUGACUGGAACUAUUCCUCUUGAACUUGGUUACGGUACUUCCCUCUCUGAUAUUGAUCUGAGUGGCAAUUUGUUUAGUGGGGUUUUAGCUCCAUCUAUCUGGAAUUUAUGUGAAAGAUUGCUUUCACUUAAGCUUCAUGGUAAUUCACUAUCUGGGUCUCUUCCUGAACCUGCAUUGCCCAACUCUACUUGCAAGAAUUUGCAGUUUCUUGACUUGGGUAGCAACAAGUUUUCAGGAGACUUCCCGGAAUUUUUUACUCGCUUUCAAGGGCUUAAGGAGCUUGAUCUUUCUGAUAAUGUGCUUUCAGGAUCAAUUCCUCAGAGUUUAACAUCAUUAAACCUUGAAAAAUUGAAUCUUUCGCACAAUAAUUUUAGUGGGAUGUUGCCUGUUUUUGGCGAAUCAAAGUUUGGGAUGGAGGUUUUUGAAGGGAAUGAUCCUAGUCUUUGUGGGUUACCUUUAAGAAGUUGCAGUGGAAGUUCAAGAUUGAGUUCAGGUGCAAUUGCUGGUAUUGUGAUUGGAUUAAUGACUGGAGUUGUAGUUUUGGCUUCAUUGUCGAUUGGUUAUAUGCAAAACAAGAAGAGGAAAGGUAGGGAAGACAGCGAAGAUGAAUUAGAGGAAGUAGAAGAUGAGGAAAAUGGUGGUAGUGGUGGCAAUGCUGGCAGUGGCGGUGAAGGAAAGCUUAUUUUGUUUCAAGGAGGUGAGCAUUUGACGUUGGAUGAUGUUUUGAAUGCGACGGGACAAGUAACAGAGAAGACUACUUAUGGGACUGUAUAUAAGGCAAAGCUUGCUGAUGGUGGUACAAUUGCUUUGAGAUUGUUGAGAGAAGGUAGUUGCAAGGACAGAAGUUCAUGCGUAACUGUGAUAAAGCAAUUAGGAAAGAUUCGACAUGAGAAUUUGAUUCCUUUAAGAGCUUUCUACCAGGGGAAGAGAGGGGAGAAGCUACUCAUAUAUGAUUAUCUUCCAAAUAGAAGCCUUUAUGAUCUUUUACAUGAAACUAAAGCAGGAAAGCCAGUGCUAAACUGGUCUAGGCGGCACAAGAUUGCAUUGGGCAUAGCCAGGGGACUAGCAUACCUUCAUACAGGUCUUGAGACACCCAUCACCCAUGGGAACGUGAGAUCCAAAAAUGUGCUUGUGGAUGAGUAUUUCGUCUCCAGACUUACUGAAUUUGGGCUUGACAAACUAAUGGUUCCAUCUGUGGCUGAUGAAAUAGUUGUGCUUGCAAAGGCUGAUGGAUACAAGGCACCAGAGCUUCAGAGGAUGAAGAAAUGCAAUUCUAGAACAGAUGUUUAUGCAUUUGGAAUACUUCUGCUGGAGAUUCUGAUAGGCAAAAAACCUGGGAAGAAUGGGAGAAAUGGUGAUUUUGUGGAUUUGCCGGCAAUGGUUAAAGUGGCGGUUUUAGAGGAAACAACGAUGGAAGUUUUUGAUGUGGAGCUUUUGAGGGGAAUAAGGAGUCCAAUGGAAGAAGGGUUAGUUCAGGCUCUGAAGCUCGCAAUGGGAUGUUGUGCUCCAGUGCCUUCAGUUAGACCGGCCAUGGAUGAAGUUGUGAAGCAAUUGGAAGAAAACAGACCAAGAAACAGGUCUGCGUUGUAUAGUCCAGCCGAAACAAGAAGCGAAGUCGGGACCCCUUUCUGAUCAAGCCUUUCCAUUUUCAACAUAAUUUAGCUUCUUUUCUGUUAUUCGUCAACUAUGGCAGUGAUAGCUGAUGGUUGUAAUGGCGCUUUAUUAUAUUGUAUUUGUGUAUGGCAGAAUUCAAUUCUUAGUCUCUAUGCAAUUCAUGACAAUGCAUAUCUCUUAUA